AUGGCGCGCCCCGACAAGCGCAUCAAUCUUGCGGUUGCCAGGGCCAUUCCGCCAUUUCUACUGUGUGUAUCGGUCUAUGCAUGCUAUAUCGUCACCAAGCCGUUAUGCAUUGACUAUCUAAUUCACCCUCUCCCGAAAUACCACCGCAGCAGUCGAGUUGGCGCUGGUGCAGCCAUUCUCGCUGUGUUUUACAUACUCCUCAUAGUCGUUAUCAUCACUUAUCUCCGGCUGUUGUAUAAUGUCAUCCGCAACCCUGGCUACCUGACCCGCGCCCCUCCGCCGAUAAAGGGACAAGAUACGGAACCAUCGGACCGGAACCAUCACAAGAAGCGAAGAAGCCGAAAGGGAAGGACCGCCGAAAAACCGGAUAAUACAGAGAUAGACGUUGAAAGGAGCCCUGAUGGCAAUGCUAAUGGCGACGCAUACCUAUUGGAUACGACUUCGUUGGAAAAUUUCUAUACAAAAGAUGUUUUUGUUUGCCAAGAGGAUGGAAGACCUCUGUAUUGCUCAACCUGUUGUCACUACAAGCCUGAUAGAGCACACCACUGUCGGGAGGUAGACCGAUGCGUGCUCAAGAUGGACCACUUUUGCCCUUGGGUAGGAGGCGUGGUCUCUGAAACCUCAUUCAAAUUCUUCAUUCAAUUCGUCUUUUAUACUAUGGUAUUCUGCGUAUUUAGUUUAAUCGUUUGCGCGACCUUCACGGCAGAAAUCAAGCGAGAUACUGGUGGAGCCAAUGUUCACCUGGCCAUUGGUAUUGGAUUGAGCACUCUUUUCGGCCUUUUCACGUUUGGGAUGACACUAAGUUCCUUACAACUUGCGAUGUUGAACUUGUCCACGAUCGAAAAUCUCAACCGUCGGUCCGCAGUAUGGACUUUGGCUAUACGCGUGCCAGACCGGAUGCUGGCCAGACUCAACCCGGAAUCACGGUGGGCUCCGACUUUCCGAACCAUAACUUAUCCCCUGCCACCCACACCCCUCGACCCUGAGGCUGCGAGAGACUAUCAACCAGCAGGAAAACAACAUGUAUUCGCCAUUCUCCAGACUCUCCCUGGUGAGAACCCUUUCGACCUCGGCAGCCCUUUCAAGAACCUCCAGCAGGUCUUGGGUUAUUCCAUCAUCGACUGGUUUCUGCCGCUCAAGCAAAGCCCAUGCGCAGACCGCACUGGGGAAAGCUUCUACGAGCUUGGACCAGUUGUGUCCAGGCUGAAAAAGGAGGCCGGACUGGAACCUCCACGUGAGCCUGCGUCCACAUAA
Aspergillus ibericus CBS 121593 is the source of this 1254-nucleotide messenger RNA. Its product is annotated as DHHC family palmitoyltransferase. The record is from RefSeq and is a predicted model, not a curated record. Lineage: Eukaryota; Fungi; Ascomycota; Eurotiomycetes; Eurotiales; Aspergillaceae. Gene Ontology annotation, biological process: protein targeting to membrane; peptidyl-L-cysteine S-palmitoylation. Bases 1 to 1254 code for a protein of 417 amino acids. Gene Ontology annotation, molecular function: protein-cysteine S-palmitoyltransferase activity. Gene Ontology annotation, cellular component: endoplasmic reticulum; Golgi apparatus. The transcript is spliced from 5 exons.